Molecule: messenger RNA, 6334 nt
Organism: Gryllus bimaculatus (two-spotted cricket)
Lineage: Eukaryota; Metazoa; Arthropoda; Insecta; Orthoptera; Gryllidae
Source: the annotation of a GenBank genome assembly
ACUAGAGGGAAGCACUGUACUGUUACAACGCCAUAUUGAGCGAAUGGUCCCUCUGAUGCUAGGGAUGUCUUGUGUAUGCUGUGAGUGUUUCGAUAAUUUCAGUUAAUUGUGUUUUAUAAAUAAAGUCGCCGUAGGUGGACGUUAUUUAUAAAGAAUUUGAAAAUAUAAUGAGUUGUUCGGAUACAAAGAAAUCGAAGAAAAGGAAAAAUUGUAAAAGUGGAAACAUGGGUGACGUUCUUGGUAAAGAAUGCGGGGAUAGCGAAAAUGACGAACUUCAAGUAGAAUCAUGUGAAGAAAGUGUUAGAGAAGAAGCUGACGGAGCCCCUAGUGUUGAUGAACAAUGCCCCCAAGACAGUAGUGAAGAAGGAAGUGGAGACACAAAAAUAAUAGUAGAAAGCAAGGAUGGAGUUAGCCAAAAGAAAUUGGAAGUUCCAGUUGUUCCUGUGAAAGAAGAAAAGCCAUGUAAUUGUGAUGCAUGCAAAGAUCGACGGGAACUGGCUGCAGAGCAGAUGGAAGAAAUGCGUCGCUUGCAAUCUUAUUGGCUGGAACUUCGGCAGUAUAUUAGAAUGGUGUAUAGAAUGGCAAUGGAAGGGAGUGAAGUUGAUGCAACAGAAGAAAAUAUAGUGAAGAUGAAGGAAUUGGUGCAAAAGUUAUGUGUCAGAGAUCCUCAUCAGCUCUUUCAACGGUUGGAAUCUCAAGUUCAAGAGUUUGUUAUUGAAGCUAAAGUUAGACAAUUGGAGCUUCUUCAUAGAGAGGAACAAACUCCAGAAGUUGCCCAGAUUUUUCUGAGAGGUCUGUUGGAGGGUUUCGAGAAAUUAUGUCGUGGAGCUAAACAGUUGACACCUCUUCUACAACAGUUGGAAGCUGAGCAUUUACAAAGGUUUAAUUUGACAUGGGAAGUUUUAAAUAAACAUCUGUAUCAAAGUUGUGUUUAUACAGAUCCUUUGGUGCAGAAUAAUUUGCCACUUUACAUUGGAAAGCUUCGUAGUGUCUUGCCAGGAGAAAGUGAUGUUUAUACAGAAUUAGUACAUAGAUAUCUAGUAUUUGACGAUGAAAUGACACUAAUUGGUGCUAUGUGGAGAGAUACAGAAACUCUUAUACAUGAAUACAACCAAGAACAAGCAACAUUAAAAGCAAAGCAGCGCAUGCUUCGGGAAGACUGGGAGUUUUUCAAAGCUCAACGGAAACUCAUUCAUCAAAAAAUGUGGAGCAAAACUACAAGGCACAGGGAUACGUCUGACGCAACAGCUGCUUAUGAUGCCGGAAUAAAGAGAGCCAUUGCUUGCAGCGAACUGCGUGAAUUUGACGAGCAGCUGCUGAGCCUGGCCGCUCUGGCUGGCAGCCCCGAGAGCCCCCCGGAUGGCCAAGCUCCUGAGGAGGGCUGUUCUGCUUCUGCCGUCCAUGCAGCUGCAGUCUCAACAGCAUUGGGCCCGUCAUGUAGUGCUGGUUUGAAUGUGGGACCGAGUUUCUGCUUGGGCUGCAGUACACGUCGUAGUUGUCCAUGUGAUGAUUGUGCUAUGUCACAUUUGCUCACAUGUGGUGCUCUCAUCACUCCAGCAUGUGAUGGAUCAGUUAGUGCCCUUCAGAACUCUUCCUUGUAUGGUCACAAAACAGAUAGUACCCAAGAAUUUCGUGCUGACGGAGAAGGCAGUGAACAACCUCCAGAAUCUCCCACAGAACCUGGCAACACUGGUGACACUAAUGAUAGUAUUGAAGGUGAUAUUGUGGAAUUAUCUAAUACUCAACAGCAAAGCUGUGAGUGUCAUGUUUGUACUGCUCCCCUUAUGUCUGCUAUGGAUUUAAUGGAAAGCUAUGAAUGUCACACUUGUGUGCAACAGGCCAUGCCUCCCCCUGGUAAUGUUAGUUCGCCUGGUGUUAAUGUGAACUUGCAUACAAGUGGCUUUCAUCUAUAUCCUCAUAUUCACGGUACUGGAGGAGGCGGUGAUGCUGGGAGUUUGUAUCCUCAUUUGUACAAUGUGCAUCCUUCACUUUUGUCACAAUUAGGGACCAAGCAUUCAAGACUUGGGGUUCACCUUCAGGAUCAAGUUCCGCUUACAAGCAUUGAUCCUAAAACUCAACAUAUGGUUCCACCAUCAUUAUCAUCUGUGGCUGACCUCCUGCCUCCUGGACUGAGCUUGGAGGCUCUUCCUCCACUAACAAAUUCUGGUCUUACAGUUGCCUCUGGUGACAGUUCCACCAUUGUUCAUCCUGCCCUUAAUUCUGCAAGAGUAAAGACUAUUGCCAAUGCAAUUGCUCUCUCUUCCUCUGCUCCACCUGAGGCAGUUGUGCCAGUUUCAACAUCUGCUGCCACAACACCUGUUCCUUCUGUCAAGCCCAGUGGGAAUGGGAGUCCUGUGCAACAGCAGAAGGUUAAAGUCAACAGUACUUGCCAGGAUCCUGGUAAUAUUGUUGCCAAUAAACCACUUGUUGCAGAGAAGCAUAGUCAGAAUUCAACAUCAACACAAACAAGCCCUAACAAAGCUUUAGCUCAACAGAAGGUUCCUCCCUCUUCUACUACUGCCAGUAAACCACCGCCUCAAAGUGUAGUGAAGAGAGUUCCUGCUGGAGGUCAACAACUUGUCAACGGUCAUCACCAUCCUGUAUCAAGUAGUCGGGCUUCUAAUGUUUCUUCUGUUCGCCAUUCAAUGACACAAACAGCAAGUUCAGGGAAUACCCAUAGUCAUGUUAAUUCAUCACUGCCAGACGUAGUUAGAUCUGCUGCCAGUAGCACAACCUCACAUCGUUCUGUCCCAGGCUCUGCUGGAAAAGUAAUUGGUCAUUCAUGUCACAAAACUUUGAAAAAUGGAGGAAAUGUGGAGCCAAUCAAGAGAGUUUCUUGCACUGAUUUUGCUGAUGGAGAAGUGGUUGAUGCAGAAGAUUCCUCCAGUCAAGAUGACACUUGUUCUGAGCGCUCUAGUUCGACUACUACCUCAACUCAGAGAGAUUCUCGACACUGUGACUGCUGCUAUUGUGAAGUCUUUGGUCAUGGCGUGCCUUCUGUAGCUCCUGUUAGUCGCAAUUAUCAAGAAAUGAGAGAAAGGUUGCGACUUCUUCUUACCAAGAAAAAAGCAAAAUGUAAAAUGGGUGCUAAUAGCUCAACUGGUGCAACCUCUAACAACAGUAAUAGCAACACUGUAUCUCAACCUGUAACAAAUAAUGCUUCAAACUCAAUGCCUGAGACUGCAGCAAAGCCUGUUUCUUCCACCACAGCUUCAUCUGCUGCUUCAGUGGCAUCUGUUCCUUCUCAGUCUUCUCCACUUAUUCCAUUAUUAUCAAUGCAGAAUUCUCCUGAUUCCCUUUCUCAGCCUUCAAAGGAUCCCAGGGAUUUGGAGGCCCUUCUUGACUUUAUUGAAGGUAAUCAAUCGGGAAGAUGUAAAAACCUUAAGAAAGCUGCUAAGAAGGCUCGACAGAAACAGAGAAAGUUGGAGGAAAAAGAAAGAAAGGAGCAGGAAGAAGCUGAACGUUUACGUGGUUUAGCAGCCUUGCAAAGCAAUGCUCCAGAAGUUACUAUUACUGUCGUUAAUACACCCGGAGGAAAAUCUGAUAACGUUGUGGCACCCUCACAAAAUGGAAACCAGUCUUCAAAUUCUGGAGGGAGAAAUGGAAAGGGCUCAAAGGUGGCAGAAAAUCAGGGAGUGCAACUUCCUGCAACUAAUGGAACAGACAGCAAUACAGCAAACAAAGCAACAACUGCACCUCAAAUGGUCACUAUUAAACGAGUUAUGGAACCAAAUGGUGCAGAACCUACUGUAACUAUCACAUUAAAAGGGGCGACUCCAGAUAAAGACAAAGUACUCUUUACAUUGGUGAAUGGCCAAGUUUGCCAGAGUCAGGAUGACAGUAAACAUUCUAAUCAAUCUAAUGCAGAAAAUGUGAAAACAAAUCCUUCAAACACUUCUGGAAAUGGGAAAAAGAAGAAAAAUAAAGGAAAUGGUGGCAACAAUAACAACAACAAUAAUAAUAACAGCAGCAACAACAACAACAACAACAACAACAAUAAUAAUUCUGGUCAAACAAACUCAAAUUCUUCAAAAAACAAAUCUCAGCAGAAUACUGCCAAAAAUAAUUCGAAAUCAAGUGGCAAUCCAUCCUCUGGAAAAUCCAGCAAUGGAAAACAAUCCCAAUCAGGUACUAUGAAUAGUUCGGCAGGUGUUGAAGGAACUGCCAACUUUGUGCCACCAGUAAGUCAACUGGCAGGUCCCACUGCCAACACUCAGCUAAAUGGCAUUGCAACAUCCAAAGGAUCUGCAUCAGUUGUAGCUCUUCGGUCAAAGAUUGAGGCAAGUGCAAACAAUUCUAGAUCUUUCAGUCUGGAAAAUUUAAAGCUGCCUCCAGGAAUUACCAUCACUAAAGUUGAUGGCCCUGCUGCAGCAGCUGCAGCACAAAGAAGGGCUCAAUUAAAGGCCCAAGACAACCCUAAGCCUCAAACACCUGCGACUUCUACCAGCACAACUACUAUCAUUGCUGCACCUACAAGUAUGGGAAAUCCUGCAAGAAUUGCUGGUUUUGGUCAAGCAGUAAAUGGCUCAAAUGUAAUUGUUGUUGAUACUGGUAGAAUGAAAGAUGAUCUGGAAGGAAAUGUCAUGACAGCUAAAGAUCCAGGAGAUGCAAGUCAGAAUGUUAAUGGAAAUGGGAAGAAAAAGAAGAAGAAAAAUAAGAAUAAUGGUAAUAAUGAAAAUGAAAAUAAUAUUACUUGCACAAAUUCAGCAAAACAAAAUCAGCAGUUACCAGGGAAGCAAAACGUGACAAAUGGUAAAAACCAAAACCAGCGUAAUUCUUCAAAUAGCUCCAAAUCACAGUCAAACCUUCUGCAGCUUCAAGGGAAACAAAAUGGCAAUUCAAAGAACAAUAAUGCGUUAUCUCAACCUGCUAUUAUUAAAGUUAACGGUUCCAUGGUGACCAUUCGGAAUUCAGCAUUACAACAGGCAAUGUCAAGUGCAGGGCCAAGAUUGUCACAACAUGUUAAUGGGCAAGCUGAUGUGCAAAUCAAUGGGGAUGUAGAAAAGAAUGUGACAAAGGGUAAUAAAAGAGGAUCAUCUAAUGCUGUUGUGAACAGUGCAGCUAAUAUUAAGGGAAAAGAGAACAAUGCUGUUCGUUUCACAAAUUCAGAUAGUAGUGCUCGGAGCCGUGGUGGUCAAGGAGAGUGCAAUGGUGUGACUAGUAACAUUCAUGGGAAAAUGGGAUCCAGCGGGCCCCGAAUAGAAGAUAAUGGUAUUAAUGUGCGUGGAGGUAAUGUGAACAACACUUCUCAAAGAACACAUCCUCUACAACAACAAAUUCCUCCCUUAAAUCAGAAAGUUAUGCAGAAUCAUGCCCAAGAAGCCAACAUUCAACACUCAAAUAGCCGUGCCAUGAUGCAAGCACAGUCAGCGGUACGAGAAGCAAUGGCAGCUGCUACCGAAGCAAAGAAGAAAAAGAAGAAGAAGAAAGGUGCUGGAGGGCAGGGACAUUCUGAUGACUGGAACCUUGUGGAGAGUGUUUUUGCUCCUAAAGACAUAGACCUUGAAAAUGGGGACAUUGAUGAUGACGAACGAGAGCUUGAAGCUUUCAAAAGAUUUUGCUUUAACUCUGUUCCUCCAAAGAGAAAAGAGAAAGUUCAUUUGAACAUUAAAGACAUAGUUUUAAAGAAGAAGUCGUCUGCAAUUGGUUGCAGUUAAGAGGCAUGUCUUAGUUUUCUGUAAAUUUCUUUUUCCUAUAAAGUAUUAUAAUUGAAAUGCAUUCAUUUUAUUUGCCUCUGACCUAAGAAUCAUUCUUCUCUGCUUUGAUCUAUUGUAAUGAUUUCAUUUUACGAUGUAAAUGAUUGGUGACAUGAGAUAGUUUGACUUAUGUUCCUGCGAUAUUUUUUGAAAGAACUACUGCUGCUGUGUUCCUUCAUCUGCAAGGAGUAGACCUUAUAGAAAGAAAUGAAUUAAAGGAAUGUAGUGUAAAACCUAUGGUGUAAACUUGAUUUACCUACUUUCACAUUAUUCAAAAUGUAUCCUUCAGUAAAUACACUGAUAUUCAAUUGUUUGAUGCAAGAACUACAGAAAACAAGUAAUGUGAAUAUAGAUAUUAUUUUAUUUCUGUGUGUUCAAAUGAAUGAUUUUGAAGAUAAUAUGAAAUUGGUUGCUACAUCAAUAUUUGUUCUGGGCUGAUGGAGAUACCCUUAAACUGCAGUGGCUGUAUUAUCCAGAGACUGUGAGAAUUCUUAUACUUUUGUUCAAACAGAGAAUUGAUCUCCUAUCAUUGUUGAAGAAAAGUUUCCUAUUUGGAAAACAUUGCAAAAAUUAUAAAAUAUACUACUUAAUUUCGUAAAUUUAUUUACAAAUCCUUGAAGUGUUUCAUUACACCUAUG